This is a messenger RNA of Lentinula edodes (shiitake mushroom), 1062 nucleotides long. Its product is annotated as 2-nitropropane dioxygenase. The record is from RefSeq and is a predicted model, not a curated record. The coding region runs from base 1 to 1062 and encodes 353 amino acids. Gene Ontology annotation, molecular function: nitronate monooxygenase activity. The transcript is spliced from 7 exons. Lineage: Eukaryota; Fungi; Basidiomycota; Agaricomycetes; Agaricales; Omphalotaceae.
AUGGCGGUUAUAUCUACUCCAAUCACUGAGAUGUUUGGCAUUAAACAUCCAAUACUGCUCGCUGGCAUGAAUGUCGCUGCUGGGCCGGAACUCGCAGCGGCUGUCACUAAUGCGGGAGGUUUAGGCGUUAUCGGAGGGUUUGGAUACACGCCAAAGAUUCUACGCCAACAGAUACAUGCUAUCAAAGACGAUUUGGUUGACAAGAGCGCUCCUUUCGGUGUAGAUCUCCUUAUACCUCAAGUUGGCGGCAGCGCGCGGAAGACCAACUACGACUACACCAAAGGCAAGCUUGACGAACUCAUUGACGUGAUAAUCGAGGAAAAGACCGCUCUUUUUGUUUGCGCGGUCGGAGUUCCGCCCAAGGCUGUCGUAGAGAGGCUACACAAAGCUGGAAUUCCCGUCAUGAAUAUGGUUGGCCAUCCUAAGCACGUUCAGAAAGCUCUGGACGUCGGUGUGGAUUUGAUUUGUCCACAAGCAGGGGAGGGAGGAGGCCAUACCGGCGACACGCCAGCCAGCGUGUUGAUUCCAGCUUGUGUAGAUGCUGUCAAGGGAAGGAAAUCGCCGUUGACGGGCAAGCCAGUGUAUAUAGUCGGAGCGGGUGCAGUUUAUGAUGGACGGUCGUUGGCGGCAAAUUUAAUGUGGGGAGCUCAGGCUGUCUGGGUUGGAACCCGUUUUGUUGCCUCAAAAGAGGCGGGCGCACCCAAGUAUCACAAAGACUUAGUCGUAUCCGCAGGCUUCGACGACAUUAUUCGCACCAUUAUCUUUACUGGGCGUCCGCUUCACGUUAAGAAGUCGGCCUUCAUUGAAGAUUGGGAAAUCAAUCGACAGGCUGAGAUCAAAGAGCUCACGAGUAAGGGUAUCGUUCCAAGUGACUGGGCCGUUGAACAACGCCCGGAGAUAACAAAGGAUCCUGAAUCCCGUCCGUGGCUUAUGGGCAAGGUCGCUGCUUUAAUUAAAGAUAUCCUUCCCGCAAAGACUAUUAUAGAGAAUAUGGUAAAUGAGGCGGCAGAGCUACUGGAGCACGGGAGCACUCUAGUAGUAAAGACUAAAGCAAAGCUUUAA